AUGGAGCGCACAUAUAUUCAGGAAAAUAAGCAAGCGCGACUUCAAGCACUGGGCGAAGAAUGGGGUAUAACUAGUCAACCUCCUCCGUCACCCUUGCCGAGGCCUGAUCAGCCGCCAUCCUACCGGACAGAUAACGAUGAGUUUAUAGCAGAAGAGUUACUUAAGAGACAGCGCAUUAGCGAAUCUCAAGGUCACCAGCCGAAGGGGAGUAUCUCGCGUGCCUUCACAACAAAAAAGAAGACAUGGGAAUACCGAGAAAUUUAUAGCACCCUCGUGGCUCAUAUUACGAACCAAGGAUCACCAGGCGUUGCCGAAUGCCUAAUACUCAAGUUAAAUCUAGCUGGAGGGAACCUCAACUUGGCGCAGAAGAGUCGAACUAGUUUAUUAAGCAGAAGAAAGAGUCUCGAUCUAGCCGAACGCAGCCAAGUGCUCCAAAUAGCCGUCAAGAAUGGCCAUUAUGAAAUGAUCGAGGUUCUUUUGCCCUACGCUGAUGCUUUAAGCUUAGAUACCGCAUUGCCAACUGCGAUUCGUGGUGGAAACGCGGCGAUUGUCGCACUUCUCAUAAGAUAUGGCGCGAGUGUAGCUCAGACUGCCGACGGACAAGAUGCAUUUCGACAGGUAUGCGCCAUUGGUGGCCAGCCCGAUCUAGUCGCGCUUAUUCUGGGAUCCGACGGACGGCCGUCAUUGUCGUGGAUGUCACAAUCCAUGGUUGAGGCAGCGAGGGUUGGGUGUCUGGGUACAGUAAUGCACCUCGGCCAGUCAACAGCAGACGCCCAACCCGGUCUUAACGAGGCGUUUGACCAGCUCAUGAGUCACCAAAACAUCAAUCCCAACGAAAAGAUGGCCAUGGCGGAGAUUUUGUUGUGCGCCGGGGCGGAAGGUGAUCUGGUAUCGAAAGCCCUGGUACAAUCGUGCGCCACUUACUUUCUCGAAAUGGUGCAUCUCUUGGUCUCUUAUGGUGCAUCAAUCGAAUAUCAGGAUGCGAUCGCUGUUCGCAAAGCUGUCUCAAAGGGAAAAGUCGACUUGGUAGAGGUUAUGUUAAGUGGGAAAUCUAGAUUCAGCUCUCAUUAUGCGUCAGAGUGCGUAGAGCUUUUGCCAAAAAAGUUGAGAUUUGAAGAACGUCACUCUCUCCUUAAUCUACUACUUCGUAAAGGUGCAUCCGGGGCGCCCUUGGAUGAGGCGCUAAUCGACGCAGUAGAAGCCGGCGACGUCGAGGCGGUUAAAAUACUUCUCACGCCGCUGUUUCCCGAAGGUAAAAUCGUCGGGGCUAAAGAUAUUCGGAAAGGUCCGCGAAGCAUGGUAUUUGAGAGACAUGAGAUUGCGUCGACAGAUCAUAAAGGUGCCCUAGCGUUGCAGAUCGCUGUGAAGAAAGGGGACGUAGCUAUUGCGAACUUGAUUCUUUCGAAUAAGCCGCCUAAUCCUGUUGCUCUCGCUCAGAUCUUCCCUAGCGUGCGGAAUCUACGCCCCCUUGAGCGGUAUCAGACCUCGGAGUUAUUUCUAAGAGCUGGACUUACUGGACCGUCGGUUCAUUCGGCCCUCGAGAACGCCAUAGACGAGCAACCACCGCACCGAGAUGAGAAGCUCAUCGCCCUUUUCCUUCGUUAUAAUGCAGAUGUAAAUUUUAACGAAGGUCACACUAUUACGGCAGCUAUUUCACAGAAGGAUGUCCGACUCUUAGAACGAUUGCUCAAAAGCAAGCCCACAAUCCAGGUAGCAGCCAAGGCGAUUCCUAGGGCUAUGGAAGUCGAUGAAGGCUCGAUACGGUUUCAAAUGAUCAACAUGCUCUUAGCAGCCGGUGCAUCACAGGGGGGACCUGAAGUAUCGGCAGCUGUCGAGGCAGCGAUACAGAUUGAUCUGCCAGAUAAACGACUGCUUAAAACAUUACUGCAGCAAGGGAAUGCGGAUGUUAAUGUUAAUGAGGGGAUAGCUGUAGAGCGUGCCGCGCUACAUUCCGAUCCGGAAAUUCUAGGAAUGAUUCUAUGUUUAGGGCAGCCCAAUGCUAGUAGCCUAGAACGGGGUCUAAAGAGUAUAGGAAAUCUUCCAAUGUCCACAGGUAAAACCGAAAAGCUAGAUGUGAUAUUACGCCGAACGCAGUCGAAGGAUACGGCCACCAAGCUGCUCUUACAAGAGGUGUUAGCUGUUUUAAAAGUACCUUCGCACGACCAAAAUUUCUCUUCAAUAAAAGUCCUACUAGCAAACGGUGCCGAUAUCAAUGCUAUGAAUGCCGAGGCGUUGUGUCGAGCGGUGGCCGCGGCAAACAUGCAACUGGUAGAGCUUUUAUUCACAGCCACUCCAACCCCUACUUCGAUGGCAUUUGCUAUGCCUCACGCCCUGCGCAUUCGUGAAUUGAUGGAUAGACUAACGUUCGCGCAAAAAAUCCUAGAAGGCGGUAUACCGGCAACUGAAGUGAAUAGAGCUCUCGUCUUUGCCGUCAGUACUUAUCCAGACGACAUACCGCUCAUCAAUACUCUCUUAGCCCGUGCAGAUACUCGAGACGGCCUGGCUUUGAUCGAAGCUGUCAAGGGAGAAAAGUAG
Molecule: messenger RNA, 2535 nt
Organism: Daldinia childiae
Lineage: Eukaryota; Fungi; Ascomycota; Sordariomycetes; Xylariales; Hypoxylaceae
Exons: 2
Coding region: 1-2535 (844 amino acids)
Molecular function (GO): protein binding
Source: RefSeq, a predicted model, not a curated record